AUGAAUGAGGGGAAGGGUACGUCACAUGCCACUUCUGAAAUGACUAAGGAUACCGGUGGCGAGAGUGUUGUAGAGUUAGCACGGGGGAAUAGUAGACGUAAACUUUCCCCACGUCCUCGCCAAGAAGUUGCCGAUGCACUCCGAGAAGGUGUCGGCGGCACCGUGGAAACGCCAGAUGAGGAGGAGGAGGUUUUCCUCUUUGACAAAAUGGUACGUCAAACCAUGAAGCCAACCCUCACCCCGUUAUUUGCCGUUAGUUGGUGCUGGCCCAAAGUUUCCGAGGAGAGCGUUCCACAAAGGGAUGCUGAGACUGACCACUGCCAGUGGGACAUAGGUCCUACAACAAUAACUGAGCUUCGGGGGGAUCCCCGUCUUCGCAGAGGGAAUCGUUUAAUAGCGUUGAUUAUAACCGAGGGACGACGGUUUCUACUACCGUUGAUACCAGAGAGGCGUGAGGACGAUGAUUCGCCUGAAUCAGGUGUGUACUGGCAAGUACCUACGAGGCCGUACGAGGUGCAGCUAUCGCAAUCGCCGCGUGCCCAAUUAGUUAUCGGCACGCUGCAACACGUAGAGGAGGUAAAUGAUAUGGUACGCCGUUUUGCAGAAUCGGGCAGCCAACACGACGAUAACGUGUCGCUGACCACCGGUGAACCGAUAGCGGAAUCGGAGGGGACGUUGCAUUCCCCCCUAGGAACUUUCUCCUUCAGUUCUAUCCCCUGCCGUUGUCUGUGGUUGUACCGGAUUCCUAACUGUGUUGUGGUGUCCCUCCCCUGUGAAGAGAGGUUGGUAUUCAUAAAUACGGGGCCUGGUGUUGAGUGUAAAAGUAUUGCUCCGCGAGUGCUGGCAAAUGUACUAUCGUGCGUUUCCUCAUUCUCCUUUCCACGUCAUGUUGUACCACUGGAUGUUAACGAGAUCUUUGACCGGCCUUUUGUGGUUGUUGGAACACUUCUACACGGCGUGCUUGUCGUUCAUGUGGAAGAUUGCGGAAUAUGUACGGGUAUAGUUCACCAUAUUCCACUAACGGGUCUUGUAUCAUCUAUCUUUCCGGUGACUCGUCUUGCUUCGGUGUUCCCUGCACGACGUAACAGAGGUGAGGAAAUUAGUGAAACUUCUGGUGCUUAUUGGCUAAAGUCAGGUCUCUUUUCGCAGUGCCUUGACGGGGUUAUCAUUUGCUCUUCCCCGUACGAAGAUCGCGCAGUCGUAGUGAAGUGUGCGUCCGCUACAAACGGUGGUUGUGGGUAUGAGUUGGCACCACCCAAGCGAUUUUUCUGCGGCAUUUCCUCCGCCACCUACACUUAUUCGAGUGUAGGUACGGUCGUUGGCACAUUAGAUGGAAAAGUCAUGAGCGUUUUGGCGAGCACAGAGCUAACAGAGGAUGGCAGUGGUUCGAAAAGCUACAAAGAGUUUAGGAGGUGCAGGCACUCGGCGGCCUACGAUGCCACAUGUCCCGCCUUUGUGUGCACCGUUCUAGCACGGAACAUGACGAGUGGGGCGCUAACAUUCAUUUGUGAGGGAGGACCGGUUCUACAGAAGACUUCGCACACGAAAUACCAGCGAAGUUUUGUGCGUCACUGGCUAUGCCACAGCACAACUCUUAAUGAGGUUGUUCUCCUUGACCGUAACCUACAAUCAUAUGCCGUACACAGUACCGUGCCAUUGGGGCCCCCCGAAUCAGAUCACUUUGACGAGGAGGCACCCGACGAUUUAAGAAGAGAGACGGACCAAAACACAGAUAACAACCGGGAGCGAGAGGAGGGGAGCGACACCGCUAAUGUUCACUUGGAGAACGGCAACCGACCCCACCAGCCAUUAGAGAAUAUCAUCUCUGGUCUCUCUUGGUUGUUGGUCGAGGAUGGUUUCCUUCAGGUAAUAGUUGCCCACCACAAAAAUUGGCUUUCCACAAUAACGUGGAAAACCUGA
This is a messenger RNA of Trypanosoma brucei brucei TREU927, 1920 nucleotides long. RefSeq lists its product as hypothetical. The transcript has a single exon. The record is from RefSeq and is a predicted model, not a curated record. Lineage: Eukaryota; Euglenozoa; Kinetoplastea; Trypanosomatida; Trypanosomatidae. Bases 1 to 1920 code for a protein of 639 amino acids.